GAGUUGGGUUUAUAAGAUAUUUUAAAUGAUUUUAAAUAUGCAACUUUGUGUUUUCUACCUGCAAAAUUGGCAUCGCUCAUUCAAAUUAAUCUUUGGUGAGCGAAAGAGAAAAAAAUGGGAGAAUCUUCAGAGAAGAUGAAAGACGAAGCAUUGAAAAUAAUCGAAUCAUUCCAAGUUUUACCAAAACUAGUUGUUUUCGAUCUCGAUUACACUCUCUGGCCAUUCUACUGCGAGUGUAGAUCCAAACGCGAAAUGCCAUCUCUCUAUCCUCACGCCAUGGGAAUCUUGUUGGCUCUCAAACAACGAGGAAUCGAUAUUGCCAUCGCUUCUCGAUCGCCAACCGCAGAUAUUGCCAAGGCUUUUCUCAACAAGUUGGGAAUCACCUCGUUCUUUGUUGCUCAGGAAAUUUAUUCUAGUUGGAGUCAUAAAACGGAUCAUUUUCAGAGAAUUCAUUCAACUACUGGAAUUUCGUUUCACGAUAUGCUGUUUUUUGAUGAUGAGAAUAGGAACAUCCAAGCGGUCUCUAAAAUGGGAGUGACAAGCAUUUUGGUUGAUAAUGGGGUAAAUCUUGGAGCCCUGUCUCAAGGCCUUACACAGUUUUCACGAAACUGGAAUACAUCGCAGAAGAACAAGCAGAAAUGGCUUUCCAAUUAUUCUAAAAAGCCAGAUACUUCCAACCCUGCCCCUUCAAAUUCAACAUCCAAGUAAAAAAAUUCUCUCGAUUUUAUUUGAAAUCUUGAUGAAUUUGAAUAUAUGUUGUAAUUGUUAUUACUUGAAUGAUAGUCUAAAUCAAAUUACUCAACCAAUACAAAAGCUAGGUAGCUUUGAAGGCGCUGCCUUCAUUUUUUCAUGUAACAUUAUUACGGCCAAGGCCAAAUAUGUUAUCUUUGUCGUGUAUAUUGUUGUUGUACUCGGCAUUGAAGUUACUUUGCGUGCUA
Molecule: messenger RNA, 938 nt
Organism: Lathyrus oleraceus (garden pea)
Lineage: Eukaryota; Viridiplantae; Streptophyta; Magnoliopsida; Fabales; Fabaceae
Exons: 3
Coding region: 115-708 (197 amino acids)
Molecular function (GO): acid phosphatase activity
Source: RefSeq, a predicted model, not a curated record